This is a messenger RNA of Lathyrus sativus (Indian pea), 1926 nucleotides long. Lineage: Eukaryota; Viridiplantae; Streptophyta; Magnoliopsida; Fabales; Fabaceae. The record is from the annotation of a GenBank genome assembly.
AUGAACUUGUCAGGUCAAAUCCACCCUGAUUUUUGUAAUCUUUUGUAUCUUAACAAGGUGGAUUUUUCACACAAUAAUUUCACUUGCCCUCUACCUGUUUGUUUUGGGAACUUACUUAACCUUAGAGUUAUUGAUCUUAGUCACAACAGGUUUCAUGGUGGAAUACCGGAUUCUUUCAUGAGGCUUAAGCUUCUCACUGAACUUGUUUUGAAUGAGAAUCCACUCUUGGGAGGUUUCCUCCCUUUAUGGAUAGGUAACUUUUCUGCAAAUCUUGAAAGAGUUAAUCUUGGUUUCUGUUCAUUCAGUGGAGGAAUACCUGAGAGUUUACUUUACUUGAAGUCUCUUAAGUAUUUGGACCUUGAAAACAAUUUAUUGUCUGGGAAUCUUGUUGUUUUUCAACAACCUAUGGUUAUUCUCAACCUUGCUUCCAAUCAGUUUACAGGUACUUUGCCUUGUUUUGCAGCUUCAGUUCAGUCGCUAACUGUGUUGAAUUUGUCUAACAAUUCUAUUAUGGGGGGUUUACCUGCUUGUAUUGCUUCCUUUCAAGCUUUGACUCAUUUGAAUCUAUCAAGGAACCAUUUAAAGUAUAGAAUAUAUUCAAAGAUUGUGUUCUCGGAGAAACUUGUUGUUUUGGACUUGAGUAAUAAUGAUUUGUCUGGUCCUAUUCCUAGUAAAAUUGCAGAGACCACAGAAAAACUUGGCCUUGUUUUUCUUGACCUUUCUCACAAUCAAUUCUCUGGUGAAAUUCCUUUGAAAAUCACCGAGUUGAAAAGUUUGCAGGCUUUGUUCCUUUCUCACAAUCUUCUUUCGGGGGAAAUUCCUUCUAGAAUUGGAAAUUUGACUUAUCUUCAAGUCAUUGAUCUCUCACACAACUCUCUGUCUGGUACCAUUCCUUUCAGCAUUGUUGGGUGCUUUCAGUUGUAUGCUCUUAUACUUAAUAACAACAAUCUUUCUGGCAUAAUUCAACCGGAGUUCGAUGCAUUGGAUAUUUUGAGGAUACUAGAUAUAAGCAACAAUAGGUUUUCGGGGGCUAUUCCACUCACUUUGGCUGGAUGCAAAUCUUUGGAGAUUGUGGAUUUCAGUUCCAAUGAUCUUUCUGGAUCAUUGAAUGAUGCAAUAACCAAAUGGAUGAACCUCAGGUAUCUUUCUCUUGCUCGGAACAAAUUCGAUGGAAACUUGCCUAGUUGGUUGUUCACAUUUCAAGCUUUAGAAACGAUGGAUUUGUCACACAACAAGUUUUCUGGCUUUAUACCUGAUGUUAAUUGGAAGAGUAGCUUAUUAUUUAACACAAGGGAUGUUACUGUUGCUGUUAAAGAAGAGCCUUUGGUUGAAGCGAGAAGGGUUGAACCAAGAGUUUCAGUAGGUGUUUCUGAUAGCAACCAACUCAGUUUCACAUACGAUCUUUCAUCAAUGUUCGGAAUCGAUCUAUCCAAUAAUUUGUUGCAUGGAGAGAUUCCAAGGGGCUUAUUUGGCCUAGCUGGUCUAGAAUAUCUGAAUUUGUCAGGCAAUUUUCUCAAUGGACAGCUUCCUGGUUUGCAGAAAAUGCAAAGUUUGAAAGCCAUAGAUUUGUCGCAUAAUUCCUUAUCGGGACAUAUCCCUGGAAACAUUUCCAGCCUUCAAGAUCUAACCAUCUUGAAUCUGUCUUACAACUGUUUCUCUGGAUAUGUUCCUGAGAAGCAAGGGUAUGGAAGAUUUCCUGGUGCAUUUGCUGGCAAUCCAGAUUUAUGCUUAGAAUCUCUGAGUGGAAUAUGUGAUGAUGGAAGGAUUCCAUCUAAUCAAGACAAUUAUUUUAAGGAAGAUAAGAUGGAUGGGCCUAUAUCUGUAGGGAUUUUCUUUAUCAGUGCCUUUGUUAGCUUUGAUUUUGGUGUUGUUAUUCUAUUCUGUUCUGCUCGAACAAGAAAGUACAUUCUCCAAAUCAAAGCUUGA